AGGUGAAAAAUACAAUUAUCACUAUAUUCUUAAAUUAGAAUUUCCUUAUUUUUAUAUGUGAAAAAUACAAUUAUGACUAUAUUAUGAAAACUAGAUUUUCACAUCUGGCCUUUAAUUAUGUGAAAAGAAUACAAUUAUCACUACAUCAUGAAAACUAGAAUUUUCACACUGAACCGGGCAUGGAAAUUAAACAAAAGAAGUAAAAAGGAAUAAUUUUGGGGAUUUAAAAGGAAUAGUUUUGGGGAGAGAUUUUAGGGAUUUUUUUGAAUAAAUGGAAUAAGAGUCAAAGGAGUAAUAAAGAAUAAAUUCGGGGAAACAUUUUAGGUAUUUUGUAGAAUUAAAGGAAUAAUAGCCAAGAAGUUUUAAUUUUUUCUCAGCCUGGGUUUAAUAGCCUUGGUCCAGUAUAGCAUUUCAAUUUUUAUGUUGUUGGGCUGUGAGGGGUUUUAAGGAAGGUGACAAGAACAUGAAGUAGUUCCAUAGCAUUGCAAACGCGAAGAAAAGGAGGAAUUGUAUGACGAAAAUUGAGGUUGCAGGUGCUGACGUGUUUAAUCAGGAUACAAUAAAACUGGAGCUUCAAAACUACUAUGAAAGGUUAUUUACAACUUCUUCUUUGGUUUCCCCUUCUUUUGAGAAUAUGACGUUCAAGAGCAGUGAUGAAGAGCAACAUGCUUGGCUAGAGAGGAAAUUUGAUAAGGAGGAGGUUCUAAGUGCAAUAAAGAAGUGUGGUGUGAAUAGACUUCCAUCAUGGAUUUGAGUUUUCUAAAGUCUACAAAGAUGGAUGGAGCUUUCUAAAGCUGAGAGGUCCAGAAGGAUUUAAUCUAGAAUUCUACAAAGAUGGAUGGAGCUUUCUAAAGGCUGACUCUAACAUCAUGGCAGUUGUGAAUGAUUUUUACAACAAAGGUAAUCUGGAUUGGAGUCUCAACAUGUCUUAUAUUAAACUAAUUCCUAAAAAAGAAGAUUCAACAACGGUGAAGGAUUUUAGACCUCUUAGUCUCAUAAGUACUUUCUACAAGAUAAUAGCUAAGCUUCUCGCGGAAAGGAUGAAGGUAGUUAUGUAUGGUUUAGUUUCUAACGAAGAAGGUGCUUUUAUCAAAAAUAAACAGAUUCUAGACGGCAUAUUAAUAGCAAAUGAAUUAAUUGACGGUAAAUUGAGACAGAAAAAUACCGACAUUCCUUGCAAGACAGAUAUGGAAAAAACGUUCGAUAAUGUUAGCUGGCCUUCGUUGUUUGCAAUUCUGAAAAAAGAAUGGGUUUGGUGAAAAAUGGAUGAAAUGGAUUAGUUGCUGUGUGAUAGGAGCGCAAUUUUCAAUUUUGGUUAACGUGACAACUACUAAUAGAAUUAAACCUUCAAAAGGGAUUCAGCAGGGAGAUCCGCUGUCACCCUUUCUUUUCCUUUUGGUGGUGGAAGUUUUGUCUAUUUUGCUUAAUGAGGAAGUGGCAAGGAACAUGAUUAGUGGAUUUCAGAUGAUGGAGGGCGGUUCCAUUGUUUCACAUCUUCAGUUUGCGGACGACACAUUAAUUUUUCUCAAUGCUUCUAAAGAGGAGGUAAGAAUACUUGUCAUAAUUCUCUUAAUUUUUGAGGUGCUGACUGGUCUUAAUCUUAAUUUAGAGAAAAGUUCCGUGACAAGUAUAGGGGCGGAUGAUGUAGUUCAGGAGCUUUAUUUAGAGAUUGGUUUCAAGGUUGAUUUAUUUACAAUUACCUAUUUUGGCAUGCCAAUUGGAGAACACAGGAGGAAUAUAGCUAUUUGAGACGUAGUCAUUCAAAAAAUGGAGAAAAAGAUGGCGCCAUGGGAAUGGAAAUUUCUGAUUAAGGAUGGUAAGGUGAAGAGUGGUAGAUCACUAUGGUUUCGGCAUGAUUGGUGGAUCGAAAAGAAAGCGUUCAAAGAAAAAUAUUCAAGGCUUUACAAGAUAAGAAGGAAGAAGAAUGCAACAGUUGCAAGCAUGACGAAUAGUACUUGGAAUUUUGAGUUUUCUAGGAUGUUAAAUCCGGCGGAGAGAAUUGAUCUUUUGGAGAUUAAAUUUGACCUAAGGAAUGUGAUUUUAGAAACUGUCAGAGAAGAUAGAUAUGAAGGUGAGUGCACAGCGAAAUCUAUCUAUAUUAAACUUACAGAGACAAACGUGGUUUGGGAGUACAACAGAAUUCUAAAAACCAAGCUUGUUCCUCCAAAGGUGCUGUUUUUUAUUUGGGCUUCAUUAUACGACUCUAUCCCAAUUCGGAGUAUGCUACAAAUCCAGGGACUGCAACUACAAUCCAAUCUUUGCGUUUUUAGUAAUACACAGGUGGAGACAGUCGAGCACUUUUUUUUGCAUUGUAGUUGGGAAAGCCAUAUUUGGUGCAGUUUUCUUACCUCUCUACAACUCCCGUGGGUCUUGCCAAAAGAUAUUAAAGAUUUGAUAUUGAUCUGGAGUGCUUAUGGGGUCUCUCAAAGGAAGAAAAUAGUAUGCGCAGCUUCUUCCAUUCUCGAUCUUUAGGGUGCUGUGGUCGGAGAGAAACAACAUGGUGCAUGAAGGAAGAUUUAAUUCCAAAAAUGAAUUGGUGAAUGCAGUGAAGCUGAAUAUCUAUUUGUGGAGUAUGGAUACGAAGAUUUUUCGUGACUUCUCGAUGGAUCAAAUCACAAAUAACUGGGACGUGGUGAUUCUUUUGUAAUUGAAGUUUUUUUCCCUUGCUGGGUUCUUCUGUAAAUAUUCUUGUUUCCUUUUUCUUUUUUAA
Papaver somniferum (opium poppy) is the source of this 2710-nucleotide messenger RNA. RefSeq lists its product as uncharacterized. Lineage: Eukaryota; Viridiplantae; Streptophyta; Magnoliopsida; Ranunculales; Papaveraceae. The transcript is spliced from 2 exons. The record is from RefSeq and is a predicted model, not a curated record. The coding region runs from base 1768 to 2472 and encodes 234 amino acids.